Molecule: messenger RNA, 765 nt
Organism: Micromonas pusilla CCMP1545
Lineage: Eukaryota; Viridiplantae; Chlorophyta; Mamiellophyceae; Mamiellales; Mamiellaceae
Exons: 1
Coding region: 1-765 (254 amino acids)
Source: RefSeq, a predicted model, not a curated record
AUGCCGGCGAAGGUACAGAAGGGACGCGGCAAGUCGUUCUUCGACUGGUGCAUGGAGAACGGAGAGCGUGGUAAGCAGCUCCUCAGAGAGUUCUACGAGGUGGACAAGCUGCAGGAGCUAACGAAAGGGUCGAGCUACAAGGCAAAGUGGAAGUGCCAGAAGUGCAAGCACCUAUGGAGGGCGACGGUGAUGAACCGCACGAGGAGUGGCAGAGCCAGCGGGUGUCCGAAGUGCUGUCUUUCGAGAGGUCAAGGGUGCCAUACGGUGUUGUCCCGAACGAACAACUUCCUCACGUGGUGCGAGAAGAACGGCGAGCGAGGGAAGAAGCUCAGGGAGGAGUACUGUGACACGGACAAGCACCCGACCUCGGUGACGAAAGGGUCGCACUACAAGGCGCUGUGGAGGUGUGGGACGUGCGCGCACGAGUGGAGAGCGAAGGUAAAUAGCCGCACGAACGGGGUCACACCCAGCGGAUGCCCACAGUGUAAGACUAAUCCGCCGGUGAGCAACUUCCUCACGUGGUGCGAGAAGAACGGCGAGCGAGGGAAGAAGCUCCACAAGGAAUACGUCGACGAGGACAAAAAGCCUUCGGAGGUGUCGUACGGGUCGAACUACAAGGCGCUGUGGAAGUGUGAGACGUGCGCGAACGAGUGGAGAGCGCUGGUGAAGAGCCGCACGAAGAGCGACGGACCCCAUGGGUGCCCGGAGUGUAACAUCAGAGGGCGACAGCCUGCAAAACGCAAACGCGCCGACGACGACGCGUAG